GCUCAAGCAGCUGGCCGCGCGCCGCGCGCAGCGGCGCGGUCGCCGCCGCAGUGCUCUACGCGCGGCGGCGCGACGCCCCGCCCCCGAAGCUGCGCAUGCUGCCGCUGCUGCUCGCGCUGCUCGCCCUCGCGGCGCGCGCCGAGGCGCAGGGCCUCAAGGUCGGGGGGGUGCAGGGCCUGGGGGCGCAGCGCAGCUACCAGUCACUGAGCAGCAUGCUCGCGGCGGCGUCCAGCUUCCGCAGCGAGUACAAGCAGGACAAGCAGGGCGCGUGCAGCCAGGACAGCGAGUCGCUGUGCAGCAAAAGGUCGAGCUUCGACGAUCUGGGCGUGCUCCACCUGGCCACGAGCCCGCAGGCCUUCGACGCGCGGACCAAGGAGGUGUGCCCGGCCGGGCCUGGGUGGCGGCCCGCGGCGCACAGCGCAUGGGGGCCCGUAGCCACGCGUAGAAUGCUCGCGGGGGCGGCAACUACAGGCGCGUGGGAUAACGGCGCCAGCCGUAAUACCGGCAGCUGCGUCAAGGCCGGGGCGCGCCCCGAGAAUCAGGGCCCGUCCUCGCCGCUCCAACGCUCCCUGCCCUUGCCCCGCGCCUAG
Messenger RNA from Monoraphidium neglectum, 590 nucleotides. RefSeq lists its product as hypothetical. The record is from RefSeq and is a predicted model, not a curated record. The transcript has a single exon. NCBI's taxonomy places the organism in Eukaryota, Viridiplantae, Chlorophyta, Chlorophyceae, Sphaeropleales, Selenastraceae. The annotation marks the transcript as partial.